Messenger RNA from Macadamia integrifolia, 1277 nucleotides. RefSeq lists its product as uncharacterized. The record is from RefSeq and is a predicted model, not a curated record. NCBI's taxonomy places the organism in Eukaryota, Viridiplantae, Streptophyta, Magnoliopsida, Proteales, Proteaceae. Bases 172 to 783 code for a protein of 203 amino acids. The transcript has 2 exons.
UUGUCUCCAACUCUUUAUUCCAUGUUCCGUAACCAUCGGUGCCGUGGGUCUUGUUACUUAACGCUGGCCGAAGCUCUCUCUCUCUGAGUCUCUCACAUUCUCUCCUUGAAUCUUCAAUAAUAUCAGAGUUAUUUGCUUCUUUAGGGUUUCAGGAGAAACGACGAAUCCAUCAUGGGUGGAGGAGGAGCCAUGAGAGCUGCAGCCAAGGUCGCUAGUUUCGGCGUUAAUGGCGGUCUGCGAGGUGUUCCGUCGGUGCCUCUAGCAGAGCAAUCGAUGGCGACUGCCUCUCGGAUGACGUCAAGGCCUUCGAAUUCUAUCGUCUCGUCAGUGGCCACAGAAGAAGGGAGGUCCUCCCUCUUGCUUUCUAGUCCGAAUGGGAAGAUCGAUGCAUCGGUUCAGAGGCCGUUGUGGGACGUUGAUGACUGGGAAUUUGCUGGGGGUGAAGAAGACAUGGUUGCAGAUUCGAUGACUCCGAUGCCUAGAGUUGUCUUUGGAGGAGUUCCAACUUUGGAGGAAGCAAAAGAGGCUACUUGCGAGUUGAAAGAUGCCCUAGAGCAGGUGUAUAUUUCUUCAAAUUCCGGUGCUGAUUCAGAAACAAAAGCUUGUGUCACUAAGGAAACUGCAGUGUCCAUUCCUACAGUGCCAAAACAUGCCCUUCAGGCAUUCGUGUUGCUGAAAGAGAGUUCUGCAGCCCAGGUUCCAACUUACUUCCCCUUAUUAUCUUCAAAUAGGGGAUCAUCGUCUAUUGCAUGGUGUCUUCUUUUUCUUUCUUAUAAUCGUUAAAUCGUAACUAUAUUUGGGUGAAUGGACUUAAAACCUUAACUGUUAACCUUUUGGGUCUGGAGUUCACAUGUGCUGUCAUAUUUCUGCUGAAUAAUGCUUACCCCCCACUCCAAAAAAAAAAAAAGAAAAAAAGAAAAAAAAAUUUUAAAGCAUGGCUAACAUAUAUCUUUUCUCAGCACAUUGCAUCAAGAACUUAUUUAACAUUAUGGCUACUUAGAGCUGAUAUGGAUUCACUCUUUUCCAACACCAUUAAGUUGGGAAAAGGCUUUGAUGUUGUUGUAUGGUUUCACUCUUUGGUGACAUUGAAUGUGGUACAGUAUUUUGGGCUUCUGUUCUUAAUAUUAUUUUUCCUAGGGUACAGUAUAGGAUCACCAUUCAUUUUUUGUGGUAUUCUAUUCAAAUAUUAAAAAAAGGGGGCAAGUGUCCGGCAGUGUGGCUUCUAUGUCUAUGCAAGACCCAAUUAGAGUCCCCUUUUGGUUCAACCUUUGAGGGGC